AAAGGCCCAAACGCAGCCUAGAAAAGACGAAGUCCGAGGUGAAGUUCAGGUUGUUGCUUGUAAAUGGCUCCUUCGUUGUCAUUUUGGGAAUACACGGUGAUCUUCUUUCUGCGGCCCCUUUUCGCCAUUGUCUUCGUUCUCUUCUUAAUAUCUUCUGGUUGGUUUGUGGCGUGGAAACUGGUGCUGGUUCACGUUCCUUUGGUGCAAGAGGUUUUCGGCCUCAAAAAGAAACCUGUCCGAGUGAAGCCCCAAAUUGGUCGCUUCUCCAAAAUUUACAGCACACUUCAUGCCCAAAACUCACCUCCCACGAGGAUAGAGGACGAGGAAAGUUGAAGGUUAUUGUAGAUGGAUUGAAAUAGAAAGGAGCGAAAGAUAAAACUAUUCCUAGGGUCAGGAAUCAGAUCAUAACUUUCUGAUCCUAUUCUCAUUCUUAACUCUGGUCAAAUUCGAAACAAAAAAAACAGGGUACCUAGUUGUUAGCCCAGGACACAUGAUAAGUCAUAAUAUUAGAACAAAAGAAGAGACAUACCAUGUUUUAUUUUAAUUUAUUUUUUAUAUAAAUAUGAAUGUAAUUAUCA
Molecule: messenger RNA, 578 nt
Organism: Vigna angularis (adzuki bean)
Lineage: Eukaryota; Viridiplantae; Streptophyta; Magnoliopsida; Fabales; Fabaceae
Exons: 3
Coding region: 64-333 (89 amino acids)
Source: RefSeq, a predicted model, not a curated record